AUGCCCUCUAUCGACUCGCACGCAGGUGUCACUCAGGAAGACGAAAAUGUGAUAGACCUCACCACCGAGGACUCCUCAAACAACGCCCUCUUUUCACCUGAACUCCUCCUGUCGGACUCCGAUCUCAAAGCACAUGUCCCUGGCCCCGAUCUCCCCGUACAGCUCUUCAAGCAGUUCAUCCUACCGAAGAUUUCAGCCUCUCGAGUGACUGCGAAGGUCGAAGUGUGGUUCUCACCUGACCCCCCUAAUCAACCACUCAAACGCCUGCUCCAACGCGAUAUCCCCGCGGACGUCAUCCGUGCCGAUCUCAAUCAAGCAGCGGAGAAGCAACUCAGGGAUGGCCGCCGGUCGAUCUUGCUACCGGGAGCCCAGCUUGAAGAGCGCUAUCCUCCUGCAGCUCUUGACCUAUGGAGGCACCUCGCAACGGCGCAAGACGCGAAGCUCCGAUGGGAGAAGACGACGAAGUGGCUCACAGACUUGGCUGCGGAUCGGAGCCUCGACCCUUCCGUCUGCACGGAGGCAAAGACGAUCUGCGCGACAAUCGUCGACCUGCCGUGGAAGGGGAAGAUGACAGUCAGUGGAGUUCGCACAUGGUCCCUUAUGCUCACUCGCCUGCUCGCAAUGGAACCGCUCUGUGACGAUAUCAUCGACAUGAUGAUGGCGACAUUGAAUCAACGGGCACAAGCGCGGCGGGGCUCAAAGCCGCCGUUCAUCGGGACACUCGCAGUCAUGAAUGAGAUUGUCAAGUUCGGAAACAGGCAAGGUGACACUUACAACAUGCGGAACUUCCGAGUUCUCCACCGCAUCUCCGAUAACGUCAGCAGCGACCCGUCCUUGCACCUGUACUUCCCGUCUCUUGUCCGCAAGAACCACUGGAUCGCUUUCCACGUUGAUUUCGAAUCUGGGAAGAUCGAGUAUGCCGACUCCCUCUCGCUCAACGUUCAGCCACCAAAGUCGGAGCUGUCUGCCGUCGAGAGAUGGCUGAAGGCAGUGUUUCCGCACUGGAAGUUUAUCAGAGAUCGACGUGACGUGGCAACAAUGGAACAAACUCCCCAGCCCGAUAUCAUCUCGUGCGGGCUCUAUGCAGCCAGAGCGGUCGCCCAUGCUGUGUUUGGUGACUCUCUCCUCCAACCGGCGGAUCUUGUUCGAGAGCGGCUUCGUUGGGGGUCUGAGCUGCUCCGGCAGCUACCCGGUCAAAACCCAAUCGCAUCCACAGUGACGGCCGACGUGGAAGCAGCGCAAGCCGGAGCUCUAGCCACGGUGGCGCCAAGCUCAGUAGCAAGCAACGUCGCAGUCGUCACCAAGGCUGUCGCUGUAGAUCAUCCAGAAGCUGGACGUACCAAAGCUGUCGUGAAUGAUCUCCCUUGUGACGCUACUCGACCUUCCGAGGUCGAUCUCCCUUGUGACAUCGCUCGAACUUCGGCCUCUCCUACUGCGUCAUCUGGCGUUGCUGUCACCGUCGUGCUAGCCACAGAAGAGACGACUACAAAAAACAGCAUCAGCACGCAGAAGAGGGACACCCCAACAGACGCUCCACCUACCACGGCGGUCGACGUGCAAGCAACUCCGGUGUCAAGCAUCGGGAACGCACUGCCGUUGUCGGCUUCCUUGUACUCGAUCUUCUCUGGCGGGUUCCGGGAUACCACAGCACCCACCAAGGGCAAGAAGCGGGCGGCGAUAUCAAACGUGUCCGAGGGGAUAGCAUCGAAGAGGCAGAAAACUGAAGGGAAAGCAGUCGGUACAAGCAAAUCAGCCAUAGCGUCCCGAAAAGCGCGCCAGCAGGCUGCAGAAGGGACUUACAAGUGGAAGGCCAAUCUUCUCGCUGUCUGGAAGGCCAAGAUCCUGGAGAUCGAUGAGUACGCGACCAUACACAAGGACAACAUGAAUGUUACGUGCUCACGGUGCAUGUCCCCGACCCGUAUCAAAGAGCCAUACGAUGCGAGUCGCUUCAAAGCGCACUGCAAGACGUGUCAUCCCCUUCGCACUCACCGUCCGGUGACUCUCAAGGCUACAGUGGUGAAUCGCCAGGUGCAUCUGUUACCAUAG
Molecule: messenger RNA, 2046 nt
Organism: Epithele typhae
Lineage: Eukaryota; Fungi; Basidiomycota; Agaricomycetes; Polyporales; Epitheliaceae
Exons: 3
Coding region: 1-2046 (681 amino acids)
Biological process (GO): proteolysis
Molecular function (GO): cysteine-type peptidase activity
Source: RefSeq, a predicted model, not a curated record